GAAGCAUCGCGGGCAGAGCUCCGAUCGCCUUUCCAGCCAUUUCAUGAAAGUUUGAUUUCAGCAUACAACGCCUUGUAGCAUCUCCUAUUCUGAUGAUACACGGUUCAUGAUCCCUCUAACACGACUUCAGAGUACAUUGUAUCCGCAUAGCACUUGGACCAGACGGGUGAUAAAUCCUGUGCGCACAAGAACAGAUUUCAGCGUGUUUGAAAGAUAGCCACAUCAGCAGCACAUUAUGCCUCCUCACAAAGGUCUACGGCCUGUGCUGGCAGCAGCAUCUCAGGCAAGCAAGCCUUCAAGUCAAGGUAUCAGACGGGGAUUGAGCUCGUUGAUCGUCCCUCUUGCUUCAUCACAAACAUCACCCACACCUCGACAUCCACGCCAGCACCGCAAUCUUACACGACAAUCACUUCCGACAAGAACGUUCAUUCAGCGUCAAUCACAGUUGCGCCAUGCCUCAUCCACAAGCAGCUCUCUCAAACAAACGCCGUUAUAUGGCUUGCACACCGAGCUCGGCGCCAAAAUGGUCCCCUACGCUUCCUACUCCAUGCCAGUGGAAUACCCCGAUCAACCACACCGCGAAUCACAUCUAUGGACCCGAGACCACGCCUCGCUCUUCGAUGUCAGCCACAUGGUCCAGCACAAGAUGUCUGGUCCUCUGGCCGAGGAAUUCCUCAUGACCAUCACGCCCACGGCAAUCAAUGAGAUCGAGAAGCACCACUCCACCCUUUCAUGCCUCCUCAACAGAGAAGGCGGCAUCGUCGACGACACUGUCAUCACCCGCCUUGGCAGGGACAGCUUCUAUUUCGUCACCAACGCGGGCUGUCGUGACACCGAUCUCCCCUUCAUAGAGAAGGAAAUGGAUGCCUUCUUGAGAUCCAAAUCCGCUUCUGCCAAAGACAACAAGAUCACCUGGCACGUGCUUGACCAUCACGCGCUUCUCGCACUACAAGGCCCCGAAGCCAAAUCCAUAUUGCAGGACCUGGUCUUCAACGACACCGAGGAUGAGGCUUUCGACGCCUCGCUCGAAUCGCUCUACUUCGGAACAAGUCGCUGGUUGCAAUUGACUUUACCUGAAUCCGGCAUGAACACGCCAUCCCUCCUAAUCACUCGCACUGGAUAUACCGGCGAAGACGGCUUUGAAAUCUCGAUCCCGCCUGAGAACGGCGACGCUACCGAGCUGGCGACCUCGAUAGCGAAAUCCCUUACCGCCGAUUCCUCCAAAGUCCGCUGGGCAGGUCUUGGGGCACGAGACUCACUGCGUCUCGAAGCAGGUAUGUGUCUGUAUGGCCACGACUUGAACGACAAAAUCACCCCGACAUCGGCGGCACUGGGAUGGCUGGUCAGCAAGUCCCGCCGCAGCGACAACCCGAGCCCUGCAUUCAAUGGCCAUGAAGUCAUCAACAAGCAGCUUGCUUCUCCCAAGUCCCUUACCGAGCGACGGGUCGGGUUCACGAUUGAAAAGGGUCCCGCUGCGCGCGAAGGCGCCGAGAUCGUCGACCCGGAGAACGACAACCAGGUCAUCGGACACAUCACGUCUGGUUGUCCCAGUCCUAGCCUCGACGGGCAGAACAUCGCCAUGGGCUAUAUCAAGAACGGGUUUCACAAGAAGGGCACAAAGGUUGGUGUCAAGGUCAGGAAGAACGUGAGGAAAGCAGAGGUUGCCAAGAUGCCGUUUGUUGAGAGCAAAUUCUACCGACCAGCGUGAGUGGGCCAAUAGGUAGGCACACGACCAAAAGCCAGUCAGCGUGUCUGUGAAUUU
Molecule: messenger RNA, 1762 nt
Organism: Exophiala viscosa
Lineage: Eukaryota; Fungi; Ascomycota; Eurotiomycetes; Chaetothyriales; Herpotrichiellaceae
Product: aminomethyltransferase
Exons: 1
Coding region: 236-1708 (490 amino acids)
Biological process (GO): glycine catabolic process
Cellular component (GO): mitochondrion
Molecular function (GO): aminomethyltransferase activity; protein binding
Source: RefSeq, a predicted model, not a curated record